Messenger RNA from Microplitis mediator, 1725 nucleotides. RefSeq lists its product as uncharacterized. Bases 186 to 1535 code for a protein of 449 amino acids. NCBI's taxonomy places the organism in Eukaryota, Metazoa, Arthropoda, Insecta, Hymenoptera, Braconidae. The transcript has 2 exons. The record is from RefSeq and is a predicted model, not a curated record.
CUGUCUCAAAAAAAAAAAAAAAAAAACAAAUAAAUUAAUAGUUUUGUAAACAAAAUUGUAAACCAUCAAACUUUCGGGUCUCAAAAUUAAAAAGUUAAAAUUAUCAAGUGAUUUUUCACAAUAAAAAUUUAAAUUUUUAUUUUACUGAUUUUAUUUGGAUCAAAGAAAAAAAUUAAUAACUCGAGAUGGAUUCCUACGACGAGAGGGACGAAGUCGUUGAUGCCGUAAUAAAUCAACUUUCGGGUGCGCUGGAUAACCCACGGCAGAUUUCUUCGAGAGGAUCGACCGACAAUCUUCACCAUCUGCUUGAGGAGUUGGAACCGCUGGUCCCUCCAUCAUCUGACGAUGACCAAGUUAUUGAUUUGUUAGAGACAAUUAUACGGGAAUCGACUCCAACUAACUCAUCAGCGCCAUCUACGAGUCACAGUUUCAAUGAGAGCCCGUCCAUUUUGUCGACAGAUAGCCGCAGGGGAUUUUGGUCAAAAUUAUUUAAAAGAAAGUCCCAGAGAUCUUCGGAAGGUUCCCAAGAUCCUGCAGAAGGUUCCCAUGAUCCCGCGGAACCUUCAAAGUAUUCGUUACCAUCAAUAGGAUCAGCGAACGACUCGAGUGCUUCUGCUUCAGCUUUGAAAGCUGCUGAAAAUUAUGUUGCUCAGCUGGAAGACUCUGGGCCUGGUGAUCUGACUUCCGUCAGUGCUUUGGGCAGGGAAAUAAAUCGUAGGAUUUGCGUGUGGUCUUCGUCAAUGACUCUGAGACGUGAAGUAGGUUCCGGUAGACCUGGAGACCCGAUUAAUGUACAGUUUCAUUCCCAACCUGAAGAUAUCAUUGGUCAUUGGAGUUUGAUCGGCAAUGAAGAACCACAAAAUACCGAGAGUGGGUUGAACGACUGCCUCUUCAACGCGAUUUCUGCUCAGACGGGUCACAAGCCCUCCGAGUUGAGGGAUAUAACAGUUGCACGCAUGCGCACGAAUAUUAGAAGCGUGGCCAAUAGGAUUCGAGAGCUAGCACGCCGGGAAGAGUGUGACAGGAUUGUGCUGAUGGUCGGAGGUGCAAUGUACUUUGGAAAUGACGCGGGAGCCGCGGGGAGACUUCUAAAAGAUUGUCAACGUAAACGGUCAGAUCUGACAGGCAGGCCAGGGCAUCCCAGAGGUCACGUGUCAAGGCCUGGAUGUCCAGGACCGUUUAAUAGUGCCGAGAACUAUUCGAUGUUCGGGUGCAAGACUGCAUUCAUGUCAAUAGAUGAUCAAAACGAAUUGGCGCAUCGAGUCCUGAAGUCGCAGCCGGUCCAUGAAGCCAUGGUCAAGUUGAAUGAAGGAAGCGAUUUGGAGGUGGUAAGAGUCGAACCACAAGAUAUCGGAGUGGAUGAAAAUAAACCAGAAACCCAUCUACCGAAGGGUCUUCAUUUUAAUGAGGGCGUAGUAGGAGAGCCCCAAGAAAUACGGGGGCUAGUUAUAAUAUUACACCAUUCAUAUGGGAAAAGGAACAAACAGAAAUCUGAUGUUUUCGUCUAUACGUUCUAUCCAAUUUUGAAAGGGUAAUUUUUUGGGGUAAAAAUUAAUGGACAUUCGGUACACCGAUUAGGAAAUCGAUAAAUCGAAAGUUAAAUUCGAUACUUUUGAAUUUGCACUUUAAAUUAAAACUUUUUUUAUUACAAUGUACAAAUUUUUAUAUGACACAUAAUAUUCAGAUUUAAUAAAAUAUAAAUAGAAUGACAAAAAAUAGAGAAUU